UAAACUCGUAAACUCGUCAAAAGAAACCGCAACACUUGGUAUACCGAACGUAAAAAGCAAAAGAAGUGUACUUGUAUCAGAAAUCAAGUGUUUGGAUCUCUUCUUCCACGAUGAAACUCACCACCAAAUCUUCAUCAAUCUUCUUCUUCCUCUUAACUCUCUUUCUAAUCAUAUCAUCAAAUUCCGCUUUUCAAUCCGACGAGCUUAUCGCCGACGAUGAAGAAUUCGGUCUAGAAGGCGGUCUUCGUACUACUUCAUCACCCGAUGCUGACGUCAUCCUCUCGUCAUCAUCUUCUCGUCCACUGCAGUCACCACCUGCUAGUACUCUUAGAAAGAGAUCAUCAGACUCUGAAUCGGAUUCUAGAGUCCAAUUCGCUCUUCAACACGCCUUUGGUGAUUCCUCUGAUUUCUCCGCCGCCGGCACUUUCACCGCUCGCUUGAAAACCUCCGCUCUCGGUGGUCAGACUCUGACAAAGCUUCGGUUCUCGAGGAAUGAUCUUACUGCAACAGAAAAGGAGAACUUUAAAAAACUACUUGAGAAUGAUGACUAUUACCGAAUAAGGUUGCCGUCUGAUGUGUUAAAUGCUCCUGGGAGGGACUAUGUUAUUUCCUCAGUGAAGGCAAGAUGUCUCCCGAGGAAUGGUUUGGAUGAGCAUAUUGUUAUACACAUGGAAGGUGUUAAUAUUUUGGCUGUCAACUAUGGUUCUCUUGGGGCUUGCCAGUAUCCCCGGCAAUCAAAACUUCCUUCAAAAUGGUCCUUCAAUUCUCACACAGUUUUAAAAUACAGUGAGCUGGCGCCGAGGACUCCAACAUUUUCUGAAGAUAUUGGCAGCGUUGAGAUAGGUGAUGAAGAAGGUGUAAAGCCAUUGGUGGAGAGGUCCUUCUGGGCUAAAUAUUGGAUGUACCUGGUUCCUCUUGGACUCAUUGUCAUGAAUGCUGUCACCCAAGCCAUGAACAUGCCUGAGGAACAGGCAAGUGGUCAGGCUGGUGCCCAACCGCAGCAGGCAGUUGGAGCCGUACCUCGGGGACAGGGUGCAGCUGUACGUAGACGGUGAUGGAUUCAGCAAGUAAUGUAGGAUGUGUACUCGGUUGUUAGCACGCAUAUUGGUUGUGGUUUGUGUGGGCUGUAGAUCGAGUAUUUUUCUAAUAUGACAAUGAUGUAUCAGGACAACUCAUUUUUUUUUGUCAUAAAGAGAUCGAAAAUGCUGUUGUAGGGGACUAUUUGCCAGUUUAUGUUUUUUUUUUUUUGGCUUUAUAGAUUCAAACAACAUCUCAUCUGUAUUAAACUUAUUUGAAUUUCUUUUUGUACAAGAACAUUUGUAGAAAUGGAAUUUUGAAACUAGCUCUACUUAGAGCUGGUCUUAUCUA
Erigeron canadensis is the source of this 1368-nucleotide messenger RNA. RefSeq names its product ER membrane protein complex subunit 10. NCBI's taxonomy places the organism in Eukaryota, Viridiplantae, Streptophyta, Magnoliopsida, Asterales, Asteraceae. The transcript is spliced from 9 exons. The record is from RefSeq and is a predicted model, not a curated record. Bases 111 to 1055 code for a protein of 314 amino acids.